Molecule: messenger RNA, 4592 nt
Organism: Lepidothrix coronata (blue-crowned manakin)
Lineage: Eukaryota; Metazoa; Chordata; Aves; Passeriformes; Pipridae
Gene: DNM1L
Product: dynamin 1 like
Exons: 21
Coding region: 27-2363 (778 amino acids)
Biological process (GO): mitochondrial fission; mitochondrial fragmentation involved in apoptotic process
Cellular component (GO): membrane; microtubule; mitochondrion
Molecular function (GO): GTP binding; microtubule binding; GTPase activity
Source: RefSeq, a predicted model, not a curated record
GAGAACUGUAAUGUUGCAUUUAGUGUAUGACUUCACAUUUGCAAAGGAUCCAGAUCGUUCCUUCUCUGUCCAGAGGAAAUGUCACUGAAUGUGUGAGAUUUAAAGAUACUCAUCCCUGCUUUUCUAUGAUCGCAUGUGAGGUUAUAUACUCAUUACUUGAAAUCUCAAGUCUGUUAUUUCAGAACUGGCAGGCUGAGUGGAGGUUGUAUAGCAGUAAUGCACAUUCCAGCUGUCAGAAGCACCUGUUGGUUUGUGGGAGCAGUGGAAAGAGUUCUGUGUUGGAAAGUCUUGUGGGAAGGGAUCUGCUCCCACGAGGUACGGGAGUUGUCACCCGGAGACCCCUUAUUCUGCAGCUGGUUCAUGUUUCCCCAGAGGAUGGUCGGAAAGGAGCUGGAGAUGAAAAUGACCCUGCUACAUGGAAAAAUCCAAGACACCUUUCUAAAGAGGUAGAUGCUGCAGAAUGGGGUAAAUUUCUUCAUACCAAAAAUAAGAUCUAUACAGAUUUUGAUGAAAUUCGUCAGGAAAUAGAAAAUGAAACGGAGAGGAUUUCAGGAAAUAAUAAGGGGAUCAGUCCUGAACCUAUUCAUCUUAAGAUUUUUUCAGCUAAUGUUGUGAAUCUGACUCUUGUGGAUUUACCUGGAAUGACAAAGGUGCCUGUUGGUGAUCAGCCUAAGGACAUUGAACUUCAAAUAAGAGAGCUAAUCCUUCAGUUCAUCAGCAACCCAAACUCGAUUAUUCUGGCAGUCACAGCCGCUAACACAGACAUGGCCACCUCAGAAGCACUUAAAAUAGCACGUGAGGUGGAUCCAGAUGGUCGAAGAACCCUUGCUGUUAUCACAAAGCUGGAUCUCAUGGAUGCUGGCACUGAUGCUAUGGAUGUCCUCAUGGGAAGAGUGAUUCCAGUCAAACUUGGCAUCAUUGGAGUAGUGAAUAGGAGUCAGUUGGACAUUAACAACAAGAAGAGUGUGGCUGAUUCCAUUCGUGAUGAGUAUGGUUUUCUCCAAAAGAAGUACCCUUCCCUAGCCAACCGAAACGGAACCAAGUAUCUUGCUAGAACACUGAACAGACUACUGAUGCAUCAUAUCAGGGAUUGCUUGCCAGAACUGAAAACCAGAAUUAAUGUUUUAGCUGCUCAGUACCAGUCUCUACUGAACAGCUAUGGGGAACCCGUUGAAGACAAAAGUGCUACUUUAUUGCAGCUUAUUACCAAAUUUGCCACAGAAUAUUGUAACACUAUUGAAGGAACAGCAAAGUACAUCGAGACUUCAGAGCUAUGUGGUGGAGCCAGAAUCUGCUAUAUUUUUCAUGAGACCUUUGGAAGAACUUUGGAAUCUGUUGACCCGCUGGGUGGCCUUAAUACAAUUGAUAUUCUGACUGCCAUUAGAAAUGCUACUGGUCCCCGUCCUGCCUUGUUUGUUCCUGAAGUUUCAUUUGAGUUGCUGGUAAAAAGGCAAAUCAAACGUUUAGAAGAGCCCAGCCUGCGCUGUGUGGAGCUGGUUCAUGAAGAAAUGCAGAGGAUUAUCCAGCAUUGUAGUAAUUACAGUACCCAGGAGUUACUGAGGUUUCCUAAAUUGCACGAUGCCAUAGUCGAAGUAGUAACCUGUCUUUUGCGUAGAAGACUUCCUGUCACAAAUGAAAUGGUUCAUAAUCUCGUGGCCAUUGAGUUAGCUUAUAUCAAUACCAAGCAUCCAGACUUUGCUGAUGCCUGUGGUUUAAUGAAUAACAACAUAGAGGAACAAAGGCGAAACAGGUUAGCUCGGGAAUUGCCUUCUGCUGUGCCACGAGACAAGUCUACUAAGGCUCCAGGUGCAUUGCCACCUGCUUCCCAGGAGACUGUUACUGCUGCUUCUGCUGAGGCUGAUGGCAAGGCUGCUCCUGGAGCAGCAGAUACAUCUCAGGAGCCUGGGACAGGCAACUGGAGAGGAAUGCUGAAACCCUCAAAAGCAGAAGAGGUAUCAGCAGAGGAAAAAUCCAAGCCAGCUGCAGCCCUACCUGCUAGUCCUCAAAAAGGACAUGCUGUAAACCUGUUAGAUGUGCCUGUACCUGUUGCACGCAAACUUUCUGCCCGUGAGCAACGAGAUUGUGAAGUGAUUGAACGACUUAUUAAAUCCUACUUCCUUAUUGUCAGGAAGAACAUUCAGGACAGUGUGCCAAAGGCAGUGAUGCAUUUUCUAGUGAACCACGUGAAGGACACUCUUCAGAGUGAGCUGGUAGGCCAGCUGUAUAAAUCCUUGUUGUUGGAUGACCUUCUGACGGAAUCAGAGGACAUGGCACAGCGCAGAAAAGAGGCAGCUGACAUGCUAAAGGCCCUGCAGCGAGCCAGCCAGAUCAUUGCAGAGAUUCGUGAGACACAUCUUUGGUGAAGACUGUAUCAGCCACACUAUUUAUAUGCAUUGGAGGUUACAUUGGCUUGAAAAUUGCUAGGCAUGGUAUACGGAGUAGAAUUUUUAUUUAUGAACUCUUAUCUGUGUACUGCAACUGUGUAAAUCUGCUCAUGUAAAGACAGUUGGUUUGAUUUGCAAACAGGAAAAUAUGCUGUAUUUUGCAAAAGAAGUCGUAUUUAAUCCACAUAAUAAAUGGCUCUAAAUGUUUCCUUACCAGCUUUCUGGUGCAAAUUAAAGCAGACCAAGUCUUCUGUCUCAGUGACAGUCUCAUUUGAACUUGGGGAAAAAACGUUCAAGUUCCAGUGCCUGACUUGCUAAACAGGUUGCCUGUGGUUAAGACGGCCGGUGUAGUCUUGUGGCAUAGUUUUAAGCUGCUUUUACAAUAGAAGUUUAAAUACUGUGAAGAGAAGAAAGCACCGAGUAUUUCCUUUCAUGAAUAUAUUGCAUGCACUGUGACAGAUGGAGGUAUCAAUUUUAUAGCACAGUAGACAUGUCGACUGUAUUACUAUGUAUGUGUGUCCACAUUAUUUUUCUCCCCCAAAUGUUUAAACUGCAGACAAAACGUUGAACUUGAUUUAAUGGAGUAUCAUGUAGGAAGAAUUAGCCUGGAGCUUGUGAACAAUAGCAGCCUGCUAAAAAGUGGGUGCAAAGGUUUUCAUGUGCACUGGAGCUUGUGUAUGAAUGCUGGGGAUUAUAAUCAGGUACAAGGACAUCUCCCCCUUCCUCCCCCCUGGGACCAAGCCCCUGGACCAUCCCAUAGUAAAUUUGUUCUGGCAGAACUGAAAAAUAAAAACGGAUUUCAAAACUGUAAUGGGAUAAUAAGUGUUUCUUUCAAAAACAGAUUUAAGUUGGCCAGGGAGAAGGGGAUCCCCACAACUUCUUUGAAUUUUGGAAUGUAUGACAGUAUGAAAGAAAGUCUGUGGAAUUGGAAUAUUUAUACCAGAGAUUAGAGUUGCUUUUGAGGAAAUUUUAUUGUGCUGUAAGUAGCGCUUUUUUUUUUUUUUUUUUUUUUGGUCGACAAUCGUAAAAUAAUGAAAUUUUAGGUUGAAAAUUAAGUUGAUUUAUUUUUCUUCUGAUUAUAGUUCAUACAGAUAACUAUUGAUCACACUAGCCUUUAUAAAGUAAACAUUUUAAUUUUUAUGAAUAAAAAUUUAUUUAAACUCCAGCCAGCGCACUUGCAUGUACUUUUCAAGCAGAUUCACUCUUUUUGUAUAAAGUGAAAAUGUUUACUCUAGUGUUGCUGAUAUUUUAUCUUUAACACAACUUGCAUGAAAAAUAGGACACUGCCCUUAACCUCCAUGGCUUUGUGGUACUGGGCCAGUAUAAUGAGGUUUUUUUAUUACCAAAUGCACUUCCUUCUGCCUUUAAUCAGUUAGAAAUGGAAUUCCUUUUGUAAGCUGCUAAAGAUUGAAAAUUUAAAAAUUCAGUUUACAAGAAGCUGUUUAAAAAUGCAUUUUUCUCAUGGUAAUCUUCAGUUUUACAUCAAUAUAAGCACAAGUCUGGCAGGUGCAACUUUUGGAUACUUUAUGUAUAAUCUGAGAUAAUUCACGCAGAACACAGAAAUAUAUAAUGUAUUUUUAAACAGCCUAAAAAGUCACGGUGUAUGUAUUACAUGUAAUGAAUACAAAGCAAGUAAUUUUAACUUCUUGCAUUGUGUGCAGGGAUGGUAGUUCUCAGAUUUAAGAAAUGUGACUGAAGUGCAAACCACUUUUGUAAUCAGCUUUGGUGAUCAGUGGAAAGUUUUAAUAGUUUUGUCAAAAGCAUUUCAUUUCUGUUUGGAAUUCACCUGACACCUCUAUUACCUUUUACUUUCAACACAUAAGAAGUAUGUUUUCAACAAGGUAGUGCCGUCCAUAAGUGAACUGCUACCUAAGCUUUAACUCCCAAAGUUCAGUCAACAGUCUCUUGUGAAGAAGUAAUCUGACUUGUAAGUUUUGAAAUGCUGCCUAAAGCAAAUGAAUUUGAUUUAUUUAAGAAAUUCUUGCAAGUGAUAACCUGGCUCUGUAAUGUCAUGUAAAAUUUCCACAGUGUAAAUUUGGUUUCUGAAAUGUUACAACUUCUUUUGUUUUAAAUUUCACAAAAAGUUUCAAUUGGGUAAUGUUUUGAGUGCCAAGAAAUGAACUUGAUUUGUAAUCCUUAAUGCAAGUCUUUGAAAGUCCAUGCUGUAACAAUCCUGUUAUUUAAUAAACAGAUAACACACAAAAUGAA